UUUUCGGUUCUCAAUAUAACCUUCGAAGUUGGGAAAGUAAAAUCAAACUCGUCUGAAUCCGAUCGCAUCCUCUCCUGGUUCCCUUCAGUUGCCGGAUCAUUUCAAUUCUAGCCAAUAACAACCAAUGGGGCUGCUCUCUAACAGAAUUGACAGAGGCAGCCUCAAACCAGGGGAUCAUAUUUAUUCCUGGCGUACUGCUUAUAUUUAUGCUCACCAUGGCAUCUAUGUUGGGGAUGACAAAGUAAUUCAUUUCACCAGACGGGGUCAAGAAGUAGGAACAGGGACCAUAUUGGAUUUCGUUUUGGUGAGUUCAGGACCAAGCCGAGGUCAUGUUCCAUGCACAACCUGCACUUUGACUGAAGAAAGUCAUGGAGUUGUUUCGACAUGUUUGAAGUGCUUCCUUGCUGGCGGUGUUCUCUAUCGCUUCGAGUAUGCUGUUAACCCUGCUCUCUUUCUUGCAAAAGCACGCGGAGGAACUUGUACUCUUGCAGUUUCAGACCCUGAUGACAUUGUUGUCCAUCGUGCAAACUACCUUCUUAAUAAUGGUUUUAGAUGUUAUAAUGUGUUCAAAAGUAACUGUGAAGACUUUGCUAUCUACUGCAAGACAGGAUUACUUGUCUUGGAUCAUAGUACAAUGGGGCAAAGCGGACAAGCAGUGUCCAUUAUUGGCGGUCCUCUUGCUGCUGUUUUAUCAACGCCGCUGCGUCUUGUCACUACCAAUGUAUAUGGGAUGGCAGCAACUGCUGUUGGGGUUUAUUGUGCUAGCCGCUAUGCCACUGAUAUUGGGAUGAGAAGCGACGUGGUGAUGAUGCCCGUGGAAGAUCUUACGCAGAGACUAGAAACAGGAUCAUUGGGGGUCGCUAUACCAAGUCUUCCAGCUUUGCCAUCAACGCCUGUCAGCUAGCAUACUGGGUUUGAUAUCAACGGAUUAUGCAAUGUCUGUUUAAGUGCCAUGUUUUGUGCUCAAAAUACUUCCAAUCUACCAAACACACGUGGAUGGCUAUUCAUGAAUGUGUUGAAAUCAUUGCAGUCAAUUUUUAUUUUCUUUUGAUUUAGAUGUGAGCCAGGCUUGUUUGAUACAUAACUUGAUGCUGGCGUUUACAUGGGUAUGCUUUGAUGGAUUUUUUCUUUAGGAUUGUAUUUAGGUGGACUUCGAGUUCGUGUUAUCACUUAUCAGUUAUGCUCUAUACCUACUUUAUUUCCAAGCGGGUGGUGAUUUGCUCGAAAACUUCUUGGGAUCUGUAGGAAAUUUGAGAUUUGAUGUUCUUU
Coffea eugenioides is the source of this 1269-nucleotide messenger RNA. RefSeq lists its product as uncharacterized. Bases 125 to 904 code for a protein of 259 amino acids. The transcript is spliced from 3 exons. The record is from RefSeq and is a predicted model, not a curated record. Lineage: Eukaryota; Viridiplantae; Streptophyta; Magnoliopsida; Gentianales; Rubiaceae.